Harpia harpyja (harpy eagle) is the source of this 1071-nucleotide messenger RNA. RefSeq names its product histone H2B 1/2/3/4/6. Bases 342 to 722 code for a protein of 126 amino acids. Lineage: Eukaryota; Metazoa; Chordata; Aves; Accipitriformes; Accipitridae. The record is from RefSeq and is a predicted model, not a curated record. The transcript has a single exon. Gene Ontology annotation, molecular function: protein heterodimerization activity; structural constituent of chromatin; DNA binding. Gene Ontology annotation, cellular component: nucleosome.
UCGCGUCUAAGAGCAACCAGCAACAGAACGGAGAAAAGCAGCCAGCGCCCCUCAGCUAUAGCCUCGCUGUUCCCACCUCGUCCCUUCGCUGAUAGGCUGAGAAGUAGGUCUCCUCUGAGCAGCCAAUGAGGCGGUGAAUCAAAUUCCGACCAAUGAAAGACGGCUAUAGGGGAGCUAUGACGCGCGCUUGUGUUCUGGCCAAUGAAAGUACGCAGAGGGAAUGCUGCUCAUUUGCAUAAGGCAGCUAUAAAUACGUGGCACUCGGCUGCUUCCUCUCACUUCGCUUUUUUGUUUUUGUCUCUGCGGCGUUCGGGGUCUGCGGGAGUCGCGCGUUUGCUGCCAUGCCCGAGCCGGCCAAGUCCGCCCCCGCGCCCAAGAAGGGCUCCAAGAAAGCCGUCACCAAGACGCAGAAGAAGGGUGACAAGAAGCGCAAGAAGAGCCGCAAGGAGAGCUACUCGAUCUACGUGUACAAGGUGCUGAAGCAGGUGCACCCCGACACGGGCAUCUCGUCCAAGGCCAUGGGCAUCAUGAACUCCUUCGUCAACGACAUCUUCGAGCGCAUCGCCGGCGAGGCCUCGCGCCUGGCGCACUACAACAAGCGCUCCACCAUCACCUCGCGGGAGAUCCAGACGGCCGUGCGGCUCCUGCUGCCCGGCGAGCUGGCCAAGCACGCCGUCUCGGAGGGCACCAAGGCCGUCACCAAGUACACCAGCUCCAAGUAGAGCGUCUCCCGGAUCCUCAGUUCUAACCCAAAGGCUCUUUUAAGAGCCACCAAGUUUUCAAUAAAAGGGCUGCACUAAUUCUUCAGUGUGAGUUCUUAAUUUACGGUCUGUUUUUUAAGUCCCACUUAAGAUUAAUUUUGAUGAAUUAAUUGUUCUCCAAUAUUGUGUUGGGGAACAUAGACUUUAUCUGGGUAAGAAAUGAUCUGUUAUAACUGAAAUUUCUGUAACUAAAGCUUUUUAUUAUUGUAUUUUCUUUCUAGAUGGUAGUUUCCUUAGUUCUAUUACAGUUCUUCCUAAGAUUGUGAUAUGUAUAUUUUCUCGUGCAAUACAUCGCUAUUAAUUCUAAGUA